AUGUUCUUCGCAGGCCGCAGGGUUUUCAAAAGUACUCCACCUCAAGCGAAUCCGAAGGGCUUGUUGAAAGAGAUGCAGAUGGAGAAGGUCCAGGAGAGGAUGCGGGAGGAUAUCGAGGAGCCAGAACAAAUCACAACUCAGGAGUCGAAUAUGGCAUCGCGGAAUGUACUUGCCAAGGUUCAGUGGCGAAGGAAGCCAGCUCGGCACAGAAGGAGAAACAUUAAGAAGGGCAAGAGGGUCAAGAAGCCAAAGAAGCCAAGGGCUCAGGAUCAGCCACGAAAGAUGGAGAAAGCAUCCCAGUUGCUUGCCGACCAGGUAUCCCCGUGCCAAAUUGGUGUCUUGUCAGACACUAUAACACCGAAGACGAAGUGA
Molecule: messenger RNA, 372 nt
Organism: Penicillium cinerascens
Lineage: Eukaryota; Fungi; Ascomycota; Eurotiomycetes; Eurotiales; Aspergillaceae
Exons: 1
Coding region: 1-372 (123 amino acids)
Source: RefSeq, a predicted model, not a curated record